Molecule: messenger RNA, 1656 nt
Organism: Cordyceps militaris CM01
Lineage: Eukaryota; Fungi; Ascomycota; Sordariomycetes; Hypocreales; Cordycipitaceae
Product: Ribosome-inactivating protein
Exons: 1
Coding region: 1-1656 (551 amino acids)
Biological process (GO): negative regulation of translation
Molecular function (GO): rRNA N-glycosylase activity
Source: RefSeq, a predicted model, not a curated record
AUGCUUGUCCGCUGCCUGUGGCUCGCCCUGGCCGUGCUGGUCAGCACUGCCCAUGGCAUACCUACACCCUCGGAGCUGCAGCCGCGUGGCGAAAAGAUCCCUCCGCGGUCCGUGAAUCUCGACGAGAUGGACGCAGACGCCUACAAGAAACUCCUCGAGGACCUGCGCGGCGAGCUGGAGGCCUGCCGUCGGCCCGUCGCGCUCCACGUCCUCCCACCCCAGACGCCGAACCCGACGGCCGCCACCGUCGACUGGUUCGACCUGGGCCUGCACACGGGCGGCUUCACCAUCACCGUGCGGCUGCAAGCCGACAACCUGUACCUCCUCGCCUACCGCGUCGAGGGCUUCGCGAACCCCGAGUGGCGCGCGCUCGCCGAUGCCGGCCCCCUCGUUCCCGGCUCGCGCGCGCUGCCGGGCGGCUUCACCUACUCGCGGCUGGAGACGCAGGCGGACCUGCGGCGGCCGGAGCUCCCGCUGGGCCUCGGCGCGUUCCGCGGCGCCGCGUCCUACCUGGCCACGCACCUGCAGGACCCGCGCAACCAGGACGAGAAGAAGGCGCUGGCCAAGUCGCUGCUCGUCCUCGUGCAGAUGCUGAGCGAGGCGCUGCGCUUCCGCGUCAUCGGCGACCACGUGGCCGCCGAGGGCGCGCAGAUCACGGAGCGCAUGGCGCGCCUCGAGAACGACUGGGCGGACAUCUCCGAGGCGGUGCUGCGCGGCGACACCACCUACACGGACAGCACGCCGCUGCUCGCCAACGAGAACCAGCUGCAAAAGUGGGAGCUGCGCACGCUGGCGGCGGCGAUUGCGAUCCUCGGCAUCGCGCUGCAGCCGUCGCUGAAGCCGGGCCCGAGCGGCAGGCUGAUGACGAUGGCCGCGCGCGAGGACCAGUGCGGCGCGACGCCGCAGGGCCGCACGCUGCUCGCGGUGUACUUUGUGCGCAUCAACGACAUUGACGGCGAGGACCCGGGCGACCUCUACGGCAGCAUCACCGCGACCGACGCGCUCGGCACCGACACCCUCUGGAAGCAGGACCCGUCGUACUCGAUCAAGCCCGGCCAGGACGUGCCGCUGACCGGCCCGUCACGGCCCAUCUCGGGCUCCGGGGCGUUCUCCAUCGACCUCGAUCUCUGGGACCACGACGCGUUCCCGGACCCGUCGCCCGACGAUCAAGUGGCGGUCGGCAGCGUGCAGUGGAACCCCGAGGACCCGAGCAACCAGUACGACACGACGCACUACCAGCAAAUCUCGGGCGAGCACGGCUCCGCGUCGGUGCAGUACGCGGUCCUCCGCCGGGCCCUCACGGCGCGCGUCCAGGUCAUCCUGGCCAAGGGCGACGAGAACCCCGACGACGUCUGCGGCACCGUCACGGCCAUCACCCGCCUGGGCAAGGUCCUGCUGUUCGACGUGCCGUGCGAAAAGGACAAGACGACGCCCGUCAAGGAGAACGAGGCGGUGCCGCUGCGGCGCUCGGUGCUGGCGGUGUCGCUGGACGAUCGCCUCACGAUCGAGGCGCAUCUCUGGGACUGGGACCAGUUCUCGCCCAACGACGAGCUGGCCAACGGGAGCGAGGCGUUUGCGCCCAAGUCGGACACGAAAAAGACGAUUAGCGGAUCGUCGGGCAGGGUCGACGUCAACGUGGAAUGGAUCGAGCUAUGA